Macroventuria anomochaeta is the source of this 664-nucleotide messenger RNA. RefSeq lists its product as uncharacterized. The transcript is spliced from 2 exons. The annotation marks the transcript as partial. Lineage: Eukaryota; Fungi; Ascomycota; Dothideomycetes; Pleosporales; Didymellaceae. The record is from RefSeq and is a predicted model, not a curated record.
ACAUGGCAGAUAUCAUUCGACCAUGUACGAAGCAGCAGACAAUUGGUGGCGGACCUGCUGUCGCUGAUGAGCUUUUCGACCGGCAGGGAAUACCUGAAGCUCUGCUCCGUAGCCAGGGCAGCAGCACAGCGAACGAACAAGUAUCGGCUGUUAGCGUCGAUGAUGGGUUCGAGGACGAUACGACGCUUGAGAUGCACAGCUUGGUGCAUCUAGCGACGUGCAAGUGGCUGGAAAGCCAGGGCUAGCUCGACAGGUGGAGGGAGCAGUUCAUCUCUAACUUGUGCGCAGAGCUGCCCACAGGAGAGCACAAGAACUGGGAGACGUGUCAGGCGCUGUUCCCGCACGCAAGGACGGCGUUGGCACAGCGGCCUAUGAGUCAGAGGUCACUUGAGGAGUGGGCGUGAUUAUUGUACAAUGCGGCAUGGUACGCAUGGCAAAGAGGAAGAGCAGGUGAGGCAAAGCAGAUGUCAGUGAUGUCAAUGGAGGUUAGAAGAGAGGUGCUUGGCGAUGAGAGUGAAGACAUGCUGAGCAGCAUGGGAAUGGUCAGGCUGGCAAGGAGCCUUAGGGGCAAGUACGAGGAGGCAGAAGCGAUGCUCAUGCAGACGCUGGCGCAUAGAGAGAAGGUGCUGGGGCGUGAGCACCCCGACACGCUGACGAGCAUGUA